Molecule: messenger RNA, 1807 nt
Organism: Selaginella moellendorffii
Lineage: Eukaryota; Viridiplantae; Streptophyta; Lycopodiopsida; Selaginellales; Selaginellaceae
Product: tubulin-folding cofactor C
Exons: 2
Coding region: 38-1069 (343 amino acids)
Biological process (GO): post-chaperonin tubulin folding pathway; tubulin complex assembly
Cellular component (GO): cytoplasm
Molecular function (GO): tubulin binding
Source: RefSeq, a predicted model, not a curated record
CUCCUAGGCCUCUUGCAAACUAGCAAAUACCCUAGCGAUGGAGGCCAAGGAUGGGCGCUAUGCCGCAAUGCUGGAGAGAUUGGCGGCACUGGACAGCGAGCGGGCGCGCCAGGCGGAGGCCCGGCGCCACGACGCAGCGGCAUCCGCGAAUCCACUGGAAUCCACAGGUGCGUUCCAGGGCGCCUUCGACGAGCAGCGCAAGAUCGUGGAGGAAUCGCUCAGUCGCAUCCGCCAGUCCGGCAGCGCAUCCGGCAAGGCCGACAUGGAUGCCGUCGCGAUCCAGCUCGCGGCCAUGGACAAGAUGGUGUCGGAUGCGAGCUACUUCCUCCCGCCUUACGACGUCCAGAGCUCUCGAUCGGUGGUGGACAGGCUCAAGCAAUCGCUCGAGAGCGCCAUCGCGGAGGUCAUCCCCAAGAAGAAAUUCUCCUUCCGGGCCAAGAACACUUCCUCGUCACCGAAAGAAACGGUAACGCCACCAGCGGUGAAAAACGAGGAAGAAGAAGAUGAGACUCCAUCGUUCAUGCCUGAUCGAGCUGCCAACCUCCACUCCAUUCGCGACGCCAAGAACUCCACCAUCGUCCACGACUCGGGUGAAUCCAGCGAGACAGAGGUGACGCUCUCCAACUUGACGCACUGCACGGUGUUCUUGAGGGGGAUCUUCCGCGCCAUGUUCUUCCACAAGCUCAAGAACUGCCAUGUCUACGUGAGCGCAGUCACGGGAUCCAUUCUUCUGGAGGAGAUCGACAGCUGCAUUUUCAUGCUCGCGUCCCACCAGAUUAGAAUCCACUCCACCACCAACACGGAUUUUUAUCUCCGGGUCCGGAGUCGCCCGAUCGUGGAGCAUGUUAGUGGAGUCCGGUUUGCUCCCUACGCUUUCCACUACCAAGGGAUUGAGGAUCAUCUCAAGGCAGCGAACUUGGCCGAGGAGACUGGAUUGUGGGAGAAAGUGGACGACUUCCGGUGGCUUCGUGCGGCAGCUUCUCCCAACUGGAGCAUUCUACGUCCGGAUCAACGCGUUCCUCUCGUAGAUGGCACCAACGUUUCUAGUCGGGAGUUUUGCAACAAAUAAGUCUCAAGGAUAUCUUGCGAAAGAAAUGCCAACUGCAUGCUACAGUUUUUUUUUUAUAUAAACGAGACAGUUUUGACUGUUGCCAUGCCGGAGGUUUGAGGUAAACCUUUUGCUUUUGGUUUGCAAUCACGAAAGGCUACACAGGUGAGUGUUUUUCGUAAAUUUAGAUCGAGAACAGUGUGUUGUCUUCUCUCUCUCUUUUUUUCAUCACAGCUGCUAUCUACAUCGAGCACUCUGGGACGGUAAAUUGGAAAUCAAUCUCUCUACUCUCCUGGGGAGUGAUGGUUUUGUACAGGAGCCAAUCUUCUAGAGAUUGCUUGAGAGCGGCGAGCUUUACUUCUUGACUAAUGCAGCAGAUGGCGUGAAUGGCGCAAAUCUUCUCAAAGUCGGUGUUCAUGUGGCAGUAGCCGCUCAAGUACUCGGUUGGGAUGUACUUGAGCUUCAAUCCAAUGCUCGCAAAAUCAGGCGUCUCUUUCAUGGCCUCGAACACGUCCUGGUCGUUCUUGUCCGGGGAAGUUCCCUGCUGCUCGAACCACAGGUCGAAGAGCUUGAUGGUCCGCUGGUUUGAUCGAACAUGGAGGAUGCCCGUGUUGAUGUGGUUUGCAAUGUCGGACGAGUUUCCAUUGAAAUCGUGGUUGCAAGAGACGUCGAGGUCGGAUUCUCGCGAGAAGUGCUGGAAUGGAGCGCGAAACCAGAGUAUAUCAGCGUCCUGUGCACGUCAAGGAGAAAGGUGGUGGA